Molecule: messenger RNA, 1841 nt
Organism: Tripterygium wilfordii
Lineage: Eukaryota; Viridiplantae; Streptophyta; Magnoliopsida; Celastrales; Celastraceae
Product: pectinesterase/pectinesterase inhibitor PPE8B-like
Exons: 3
Coding region: 70-1641 (523 amino acids)
Biological process (GO): cell wall modification
Molecular function (GO): pectinesterase activity; pectinesterase inhibitor activity
Source: RefSeq, a predicted model, not a curated record
CCCUCUUUAUUACUACCCAACCCAAGCCAAACCCUGAUUGAGUUCUGAGACCAUUUCUUCAUAUCCAUAAUGGUCUCAUCAAAAAUGUCCAAAUUUAGCACCUCUCUGUCAUUCUUCUUGCUCAUAAUCACCAUUCUUUCAUUUUCCACUCUGAAAUCAAAUGCUACCUUCAGCGGUGACUUAUUGCAGGGUGAGUACUUCACUGUGCCUGCAUCACAGUUUGUAAGCUCCUUGGUGACUACUAUUGCCACUGUCCAGAAAGUGACCUCUGUUGUCUCCAAUGUUGGUAAUUUCGUUGGUGACUUUAGGCUUACUAAUGCAAUAAACGACUGUCUCGAUUUGCUUGAUUUCUCUUCUGAUGCACUGGACUGGUCUGUCUCUGCUUCCCAAACUAAAACAAACGGCAAAGAUAACAGUACAGGCGAUUUGGGUUCUGAUUUAAAGACCUGGAUAAGUGCCGUACUAGCUAAUCAAGACACAUGCAUUGAUGGAUUUGAAGGCACAAACAGCUUUGUCAAGGGCGUUGUUGCAGGUAGUUUGGGUCAAAUUACUUCACUGGUUCAAGACUUACUAACAAUGAUCCACACACCUUCCAAAUCCAAGUCCAGUGGCAGAGCAAAAACAGAGCAAAAUCUCCCCUCAUGGUUCAAAUAUGAAGACCAGAAACUGAUGGAUGUAAAAGGUACAACAACAGCCGAUGCAAUAGUAGCUCAAGAUGGGACUGGACAAUAUACUAAAAUAAUGGACGCCAUAGCAGCUGCUCCUGACAAUAGCUUGAAUAGAUUUGUGAUAUAUGUAAAGAAAGGAGUGUACAAUGAAUAUGUGGAGAUCAAGAAGAAGAAGUGGAAUCUUGUGAUGAUUGGAGAUGGCAUGGAUGUUACAGUCAUUACUGGUAAUCGUAGCGUUCCUGAGGGUUACACCACAUUUCGUUCAGCAACAUUUGCUGUGAGUGGGAGAGGAUUUAUAGCACGAGACAUUACAUUCGAGAACACUGCAGGACCCCAGAAGCACCAAGCAGUGGCACUCCGAUCAGACUCUGAUUUAUCGGUCUUUUACAGAUGUGCUAUUAAGGGCUAUCAAGACACUCUCUAUACACACACAAUGCGUCAAUUCUACAGGGAAUGUCGUAUUUCUGGGACAAUUGACUUCAUUUUUGGCGAUGCCACUGUUGUCUUCCAAAACUGCCAAAUAUUGGCCAAAAGGGGAUUGCCUAACCAAAAGAACACCAUCACUGCCCAUGGACGCAAAGACCCAAAUGAGCCCACUGGGUUCUCCUUUCAGUUCUGCAACUUCACCGCAGAUGCGGACCUCUUACCUUUUGCGAACUCGAUAGAAACAUAUCUGGGUAGACCAUGGAAGUUGUAUUCACGGACUGUUAUAUUGCAGUCUUACAUGAGUGAUGUUAUAAGACCCAAAGGAUGGCUUGAGUGGAAUGCGGACUUCGCAUUAGACACCUUGUACUACGGUGAGUUCAAGAAUUAUGGGGUUGGAGCCGGGCUUGGUAGUCGCGUCAAUUGGCGGGGCUACCAUGCGUUUAAUGACUCUGCCCAAGCUAGUAAUUAUACGGUGGCCCUGUUUAUUGAAGGGAAUUCGUGGUUGCCUCCAACAGGAGUUACAUACAUAGCUGGAUUGACAGUUUAAGCAUAAAGAUGUAAAUUCUCAUACUAUUUUCCUUACUAGUUGAAGCGAAUGUGGUGGUGUUUUAACUGCUAGUAGGUAAAUAGCAGUUUUCUUGUUUUAGAUUUUUUUUGUUGAUUAUUCAAUUUUUGUUUUGAAAACAUUGGUUACAGAUCAAUGUGUGUAUUUGGCCUCUAUAUAGUGGAUAAAUAAAUUGAUUGGUA